GAAAUCACCAACAAGCCAUUUCGAUUCUGUACUUCAUUUUUAUCAAUCUUCAAAUUUCAGCUUUUUAUAACCUUUAGAUUCGGAAGAAAUACAACUACAGAACAUUUGUCAAUGAAGUUCUUCACCAUCAGCGGCAUUUCAACGCUCUUAUGCAUCUUAGCACCAGUGCAAGCUUUUGUAACACCGCCAUUGCGAGAUCUAAUACCAAAUGUAUUACCAGUGCCUGACCCGAAUCGAGAAUUCAGAUUCCACUGCCCAAAUGGUCCCAUAUACUCAAAAGCUCAAGCCAUGAAAGUAGUUCUGUUUGCCAAAAAAUUUAUACGUCCCGAUAAACCAGAUGAUGAAUAUCCUUUUGUAUCCACUAGACUUAGCUACAACGUUGCCGGAACAGUAUGGUAUUAUCCUAUGGCAGAGGGCCCAGGUCCACAUGAUUUCGUUGUAUUCAACACAGACGGUGAAAUAGUCGGCCUAAACAGCCGCACUCAUUAUAGUCAAACCUCCGAUGUCAUUGAACAUUGUGAAUUUGAGUAA
This is a messenger RNA of Blumeria graminis f. sp. triticale, 531 nucleotides long. Lineage: Eukaryota; Fungi; Ascomycota; Leotiomycetes; Helotiales; Erysiphaceae. The record is from the annotation of a GenBank genome assembly.